UCCACUUCGUGGGCCGUAAAAUUGCUAACAUACAAUAACAACAACAAUCCCCCCUCACUUGUAUUCAAUUUUUGGGUUCUGCUGGUAGUACAGUCAAUUGUUGCAAUUCAACUAUGGUCCAUUUUCCGCAAGAAAUACACGAUAACAUUGUGUCUUUCGUCGAGACGCGCAUCGGCGAGGCCAGCGUCCCUUUCUGGGAGCGCAAUAACCUUCCACUAGCACGACCUCCACUGGCGGCAGUCUCCCGCAAGUUCCAGCGCGCCGUCGAACGCCUCACCUUCCGCGCCUUGGACACCAAGCCCGCUGACCUGGACGAUCUGGAACGCAUCUUGACGCCGUCACGGCAGCGCUUCUUGAAACAUAUGUCCUUCGAACUUUCUGUGCCAUCAUAUCCUCCCAGAAUUGGAUCGGAUGACUAUGGAACGGAUAGGGCACGCCGCGCCAACGAGGAGGCUGCGACUGCGAUGGUGCGACGUUUGUUUCGCAUCAUGUCCUCGUGGAGCCCGCAGAGUAGCGAUGAAGACUCGACACCGUCAGUUCACUUCCGCCUCUCGGGCACCAGUCCGACGGAUGACUUGUUGGAAGAGGGCCAUGACUAUUCCAUGCUAGAUCUAACAGACAUGGCCCGGGACUUUCCACCUCUGCCUUGCGUGAAAAAAUUUGAGAUUGCCAACGGCGCUCGCGUAUGGCAUCCUCGUGUGCCCGUCGUUCUCACGUCCAAGAUGGCGCGAUCGGCAGAGGUAGAAUGGGAUCUUAACGUGCCAGAGGCACCAUGGGAUAGAUACUACAUUAUGAACCAGAACUGGCGAGAUGGCCUCGUAGAAGCCCUGCUUCUUCACCCCGCACUCCCAGCAACAGUCAAAGACUUUUCCUGCGCGCUGCCGGCACCUCUCUGCGAGGAUAUGAAGGUGGACUCCCUGCCUGAUUUCAUCUCACCCCAGAACCACGACCCUGUUGGCCUCGUCCUGCGGCGCUUCACUAGAGACUGCAGCGCGAUCAGCCUCGACGUCCCAGUGCACACCUCCUUUUUCGACCCUCCGCCGAACUGCGCAGAUGACGAGCCGUGCUGGCAAGCUGUCGAAUAUUUCACGGUCAAAGCCAACUGGUGCGGCCCGGACGGACGGUGGCUUUUCAAGGACAAAAACGGCGCAACGCUGUCCAGCGACGAGCCCCUGCUCUUCAUCAACCCGCAGCUGCCCCCGGGCUACCAAUCAACACCAGCCGAGCUGCAAGCGGCGCUCGAGUACGGCGACGAAUGGAUGUGGGGACGCGAACUGCCGGAUCCUAACUCUGACGAGGCAGCCGCGAACCAGGUUCAUCGAUGGGUGCCGGACGAUGCGCGUGUCAAUGCCCUGCUGACAGCGUUUGCGCGGGCGUGUGGGCGCAUGCUCGCCUUGCACAUGGCCAGCCUGGACAUCCAUUACAGGAGCAGCGAGAACUGGCCGUUGGCUGUUCACUGCGCGGCGCCUGGGAAGUCGAUUCCGGGUCGGAACUGGGAUGAGAAAUAUGCUACUGGUGGGACUGCCACGUGGCGCAUCUUCAUACACGCGGAGAAUGGGUGGCGGCCCGACGAGCCCACGCUGGAAAUCUUCAGGGCGAUUGGAGGGGACCGAGGUCGCGGUGAUGCGGUAAUUUGUUUUCUGGACUGGGGCGACUGUUAAUUCGGAGUUUGGUUCACUUUAGACGAACAAAUGGCCUAGUCAAAGGUGUCUCAAAUGAAGACGAGAUAUUU
Pseudomassariella vexata is the source of this 1732-nucleotide messenger RNA. RefSeq lists its product as uncharacterized. The record is from RefSeq and is a predicted model, not a curated record. The transcript has 2 exons. Lineage: Eukaryota; Fungi; Ascomycota; Sordariomycetes; Amphisphaeriales; Pseudomassariaceae. The coding region runs from base 114 to 1661 and encodes 515 amino acids.